Messenger RNA from Nilaparvata lugens (brown planthopper), 550 nucleotides. Its product is annotated as ES1 protein homolog, mitochondrial. NCBI's taxonomy places the organism in Eukaryota, Metazoa, Arthropoda, Insecta, Hemiptera, Delphacidae. The record is from RefSeq and is a predicted model, not a curated record.
AUGCUGAAGCUUCUUAGAAUAAACGUACAUAAAUCAACUUUUCAAAUGGCAGUGUGUGGGAUGGCAUCAAAAAAGUCACCGAAUGUAGCUGUGAUUCUAGCAGGCUCAGGUGUGAAUGAUGGCAGUGAAAUACACGAAGCCAGCGCUGUUCUGACUCAUUUGAGUAGGAAUGGUGCACAAUUCCAAUGUUUUGCUCCAGAUAUACCGCAGAUGCAUGUCAUAGAUCAUUUUAAGGGAAGUGAAGAUGCAUCACACCAGAGAAACGUGUUGGCUGAGGCAGCCCGUAUCGCCAGAGGCAAUAUUUGUCCUCUGACCGAUUUGGUGAAAAAUCUGUCCAAAUAUGAUGCAGUUGUUUUGCCAGGAGGCUUCGGUGUUGCUAAGAAUCUGUCUGAUUUCGCUGGCAAGGGACCGCAAAUGAGUGUCCAGAAAGACGUGGAGGAAGCUCUCAACGGAUUCCAUGAGUGUAAAAAACCCAUUGGUCUUGCAUGUAUCUCACCAAUUCUAGCUGCCAAGUUAUUCAAAGGAGUGACUAUCACAUUGGGAAAGUCAU